AUGACAAAAUUUCUCCAGACCCCAAAAAUAUCAUUAGACUCCAGAGGGUUAACCUGGACCAUUUGUGAGCUUGUUUCUUUAGCAGUACCAGAGAGUUCAUUCUCACUGAUCCUUUUCUUAGUGCCAACAAAUUUCCUCGCUUCUGGGACUGGAGACACAGUGAACCCCCCUGCUGAGGAUGGAAGCUCUGAUGUCAUUUUCUUGCAGCAGCCUUUCAGAUACUUUGGACGCACAUACAAUCAGAUCUUUGUGAACAACAAUGGCUACCUUACGUUUAGUGAGCCACUGUCUGCCUACAACCCCGUUCUGGAUAACGCAAGAGACAUCGUUGCUCCACUUUGGACUCGCCUUGACAAUCGACGAGGUGGAACUGUCUCCUACAGGGAGGAUACAAGCAAUGCUGUACUGGCACAAGUCACUGCAGCUGUUAAGAAAUACUUCCCUAACAUACCUUUUGCUGCUACAUCAGCUUUUGUGGCUACCUGGGACAGAGUGCCGUACCAUAAUGGAGGAGGGGUGGUCACUUUCCAAGCAGUUUUAGUGUACAAUGUUCAUCGCUCUUUCAUCCUCAUCUAUUAUGGAGAUGUUGCAGAAACAGGACAACCUUGGCAGGCUGGUUAUAAUACUGUGGACUCUGCAAGCUCUUUCACAAUUCCAGCAGCAAGUGUCCCUGAUCUCUUAUUGAGCAGUAAUAUCAAUGUGAAUGCUUCCUGGUCUUUCCAUGUUGAUGGGUCACCAAACCUGCCAUCUAAUUUCCUACCAUUUGGAAACGGAGAAAUAGUAACCCCCCGUUUGGAGAAUGGAAGCUCUGAAGCCAUUACAUUGCUGCAGCCUUUGAAGUUUUUUGGACGCACACACAACCAGACAUUUGUCAACAACAACGGCCAUCUAACGUUUACUGAGCCACUGUCCGACUACAUUCCCCUUCUGAAUUCCGGAAGAGACAUCAUUGCUCCUCUCUGGACUCAUCUUGACAAUCUUCAUGGUGGAACUAUCUCCUAUAGAGAGGACACAAACAGUUCUGUACUGAUAUUAGUCACUGCAGCUGUUAAUCAAUACUUCCCUAACCUUGCCCUUCCAUUCAUCGCUACAUCAGUGUUUGUAGCUACCUGGGAUAAUGUGCCUUACUUCUCCGGUGAAGGGGUAGUUACUUUUCAAGUUGUCUUCAUCUCCAAUGUUGAUCACUCCUUCAUCCUGUUUAACUACGGAAACAUUGCAGAAACCAGACAACGAUGGCUCGCUCUCUAUGACACAGUGGACUUUGCAAACUCUAACAGCAAUGUCAACGUUAAAGGUCGCUGGGUUUUUCAUGUUUAUGAUGUUUGUGAUACAUUAGGCUGCACUGGACAAGAAGUUUGCAGUUUCAGAGAUGCCUAUGGCUGUAGUUGCUUGGAAGGACAAAAACUUAAUCCUGAAACAUUUGAUGCAAAGCAGUUUUGUGACAGCAGCACUAGCUCCUUAUCUCUUUCACGCUGCCAACUCUUUGAAUCUGGUUUUCCUCCUGAGAUCCUGCAUCUAAAUGACCCCAGUUGCAAAGGAAUUUCGGAAAAUGGCAGAGUUCUGUUUCAUUUUGACAAUGAUGGCCACGUCUGUGGUACUACUUUAAUGAGCAAUGGCACUCACUUCAUCUACCAAAACGCCAUUCAUUCUAACUUGUCAGUGGGUGUUAUUACACGAGAGAGAUGGAUGAAUAUUGCAUUUUCUUGUGCAUACCCUCUGAUCCAGAACCUCUCUAUGCCCAAGGACAUCCAAGCUGAAUGGAGUGUGAUAAGCAUCGACCUUCCUGGCCAGGGCACAUACCAGAUCCGGAUGAUUCUUUACCAUGAUGCUCAGUUUAGCAGCCCAUAUGAGGGAGAUGCGGAAGUGCAGGUGAAUCAGCAGAUGUAUGUUGCAGUUGAAGUGGGAGGAGUGGAUAGAAGUCAGAUUGCCACAGUUCUGGACAACUGCUGGGCCACACCGGUUAAUGAUAUUGAUCAUCAAAUUCGCUGGAAUCUGAUUAUUAGAGAAUGUCCCAACCCUGAGGAUGGUACAGUGGAGGUUUUACAGAAUGGUAUUGACACAACAAGCCGUUUCUCCUUCAGGAUGUUUACCUUCACUGGGGGUUCCGAUCAAAUCUUUUUGCACUGUCAAGUUCACCUCUGCCUAGUACGGAAUGGCAGAUGUGCACAGUCAUGCAACCCUGGACGUAGACGCAGAAGGCGCAGAUCUGUGGACUUCCAUCACACUACAGCGAUAACCAUGGGUUUUUAACAGAGCUAAGCAACCCUGCUGGAUGAAAGAUGAAUGAUAUCAGAAAGAAAACUUUUGUCACUAUUGAAAAUUUGUUAUUUAAAACUGUAAACAUUUUUAGGGUGGGGCUUUUAUGACUCUAUACUGGAC
This is a messenger RNA of Carassius carassius (crucian carp), 2379 nucleotides long. RefSeq names its product alpha-tectorin. The record is from RefSeq and is a predicted model, not a curated record. Gene Ontology annotation, biological process: cell-matrix adhesion. The coding region runs from base 1 to 2250 and encodes 749 amino acids. The transcript is spliced from 14 exons. Lineage: Eukaryota; Metazoa; Chordata; Actinopteri; Cypriniformes; Cyprinidae.